GCUUAGACUACUUAUCUCUUGCAUCGCAAACCCCACACUACUCGCCCUCCUUUCUUCCUCCUUUCUGUCAUUCCCGCCAGUCGUCGACCUUGGCUCCCUCACCCCGCGUCUUUGCAUACCUGCUGCGACGAGGCCUGAUCCCGACGUCCAGUAUGGCCGUUGUCCCCGUCGACACGACCUUGCAUGUGCCGCCUCCGGACCCGGUCCAGGAACCGCCGGCAGUGGCCGUGACUCCCUGCGACCCCUGGCCGGCGCCUUACUAUUUCGAAGGCGGACUGCGCCGCGUGAAGCCCUACCACUACACCUACAACACCUACUGCAAGGAACGCUGGCGCGGGCGGGAGUUGCUGGACAUCUUCCUGUCGGAGUUCCGUGAUCGACCGGCCGAAUACUACAGAAAAGCCCUCGAAACCGGCCUCGUCUGCGUCAACGGCAAACCGGGCACGCCGCACACGGUCGUCAAGAACGGCGAGAUCAUCUCGCACACGCUGCACCGGCACGAGCCGCCCGUGACGGGCAAGGCGAUCGGGAUCAUCCACGAGGACGAUGACCUGAUCGUCAUCGACAAGCCGGCCGGCGUGCCCGUGCACUCCGCGGGGCGCUACCACUACAACUCGGUGCUGGAGAUCCUGCGGUCCCAGCGGCACCCGGACUGGGUGCCGCGCCCCUGCAACCGCCUCGACCGGCUGACCUCCGGCGUCAUGUUCUUGGGGAAGCACCCCAAGGCCGCGGAGAUGAUGUGCGAGAAGCUCAAGGCGCGCACUUUACAAAAAGAGUACGUGGCGCGCGUCAAGGGGAGGUUCCCUGAUGGGGUCGUCGUGUGCGAUCAGCCGAUCAUGUCGGUCAGUCCGAAGGUCGGGCUGAAUCGCGUGCGGGCUACGGGGAAGGAGGCCAAGACCAAGUUUCGGCGGUUGGCCAUCGUGCACUGCCUCCCCCUGACGGGCCGCACGCAUCAGAUCCGCGUGCACCUGCAGUUCCUGGGACAUCCGAUCUCCAACGACCCGAUCUAUUCGAACCGGAAAGUUUUUGGUCCGGACCUCGGGAAGAACGAGACCUCCGACGAGCGCGACCAGGAGCUGAUUGCCCGCUUGUCGAACAUGGGCAAGACCGAGACCGCCGCGGAAAGCACCACCACUACCACUACAUCCCCCAAAAACGACAGCGAGAACAGCUACCGCACACAUCUCACGGCCGCGCCCCUCGUGCCGCCCGGCACCGACUCCUCGGUCGUCGAGGAGAUCAUGUCCCGCGAGCACGAGGCCGCCGUCGAGCGCUACCACAAGCGCAAGGGCGAGCGGCUGUCCGGCGAGCGCUGCCCCGUCUGCGACACCGAGCUGUACACGGAUCCCAGCCCCGAGGAGCUGGGCAUCUUCCUGCACGCCGCGGCGUACGCCGACAAGGGCGCCGACGGCUGGAAGUACACCAGCCAGAUGCCGAGCUGGGGCCUGCCGCCCGCCGGCGUGGACGGCCCCCGCGCGAUGCCGAACUGGGUCGAUGUCCCCGAGGCCGAGGAGAUCGUGAUCGGGUAUGGCACGGUGCCGGAGCUCGGCGGCGAUGGCGAGGAUACUGAGGCGGACAGGAGAGGGAUCCCGGCGCUGGUCCAGGGGGUCGGGCUGGUGGAUAUCUCGGCGGAGAGGCAGGCGCAUGAAGCUGCUGCUGCUGCUGCGGCUGCUGCUGCUGCCGCUGCUAGUGCGGAGACUGGAACUGAAGCGCAAGCCACCGCAUAGAUGCUUUUUUUUUUUUGAUGUUGGUACAUAGAACCGCGAUGAUAUCACAAUAGAAGUCCAGCCUAUUUCUUCUCGUC
Messenger RNA from Aspergillus uvarum CBS 121591, 1804 nucleotides. RefSeq names its product pseudouridine synthase family protein. Bases 153 to 1727 code for a protein of 524 amino acids. Lineage: Eukaryota; Fungi; Ascomycota; Eurotiomycetes; Eurotiales; Aspergillaceae. Gene Ontology annotation, biological process: pseudouridine synthesis. The transcript has 3 exons. Gene Ontology annotation, molecular function: RNA binding; pseudouridine synthase activity. The record is from RefSeq and is a predicted model, not a curated record.